UGCAGAAGAAAAGGAACAGCGUACACAACCGCAAGCGCCGCUGUAAGUCUCCUUAUAUACGCGGGAUUUGCCGAAACUGUACAGUAGUGGUCACGGUGGCUGUCACGGAGGGCGGCAGAAUAAGCAAGUUACCAACGCCGACGACGAGGAGAAAUCUCAGCCCGCCUUCGCUGCACACAACAUGGAGUCUUUGCGUUACUUGGGCUCUCUCGCCGGCCACAAAGGAUGGGUCACUGCCAUCGCCACCUCGUCCGAAAACCCGGACAUGAUUUUGACCGCGUCGAGAGAUAAGACUAUCAUCGUCUGGCAAUUGACACGGGACGAGGAUUCUUAUGGCUACCCCAAACGCAUUCUCCAUGGACACAACCACUUCGUCUCUGACGUUGUCAUCUCUUCCGAUGGCCAGUUCGCUCUCUCGUCUUCCUGGGACCACACGCUCCGUCUUUGGGACUUGAACACUGGCCUUACUACUCGCCGUUUCGUCGGCCACACCUCCGAUGUCCUCUCUGUCAGCUUCAGUGCUGACAACAGGCAAAUCGUCUCUGGCUCUCGUGACAAGACCAUCAAGCUCUGGAAUACCCUCGGAGAGUGCAAAUACGACAUUAAGGACGAUGGCCACACUGAGUGGGUAUCGUGCGUUCGUUUUAGCCCUAACGUCAUGAACCCUGUUAUUGUCUCCUGCGGUUGGGACAAGGUUGUCAAGAUAGUUCACUCAAUAAUACAAGACCACUACUUACUUCCGACCCCUUGCUCUUUCCGACGUUAUUUCUAUUUGCCUAUUCGCUAACUUACUUUCUGUACAGGUUUGGGAACUCUCGAAGUUCAAGCUGAAGACCAACCACUACGGCCACACUGGCUACAUCAAUACUGUCUCCGUCUCCCCCGAUGGCUCCCUCGCUGCGUCAGGUGGCAAGGACGGUAUCACCAUGCUCUGGGAUCUCAACGAGGGCAAGCACCUCUACUCCCUUGAGGCUGGCGAUGUCGUCAAUGCCCUCGUCUUCUCUCCCAACCGAUACUGGCUCUGCGCUGCCACCGCUACCUGCAUCAAAAUAUUUGACCUUGAGAGCAAGUCGAUUGUUGACGAGCUCAAGCCUGACUUCGCCCAGAGCGCUGGCUCACGCGAACCCGAGUGUGUUUCCAUCGCCUGGUCAGCAGAUGGUCAGACGCUUUUCGGUGGUUUCACCGAUGACCUUGUCCGUGUCUGGACAGUCAUCUCAUAAGCCAUGCUUCGGGGCAGUCUGGCGAGAUGUUGAGGGCGAGAGGUUGUUACUCUACUUUUCUGUUGUAUGCAUUUUACGUUGCUUGUUUCCUCAAAAUCAAAAGCAUCCCGUUGCGCUUUGUGAGCUUGACUGUUGCUAUCGAUUUCAUACUAUCGGAUUUGUCUUCAAUGAAUGUUCUUGAGAAUGAGACCUGCCUAACGCAAUCUAUGGGUCCAGAAUAUCAGCGC
Somion occarium is the source of this 1447-nucleotide messenger RNA. Lineage: Eukaryota; Fungi; Basidiomycota; Agaricomycetes; Polyporales; Cerrenaceae. The record is from the annotation of a GenBank genome assembly.